AUGUACCACUCCACGGUGAUGCAACGGCCGCACGAGGACGAGGAUGACGGUGGUCGGCGCGAGAGAGAGAGGUUGAACAUCAACGGGGCGAGUAGCUCAAGCUCAAACAGUCGCCCCUACGACGCCGCUCGCUCUCCAACCCAAACCCAAACCCACGCUGAUCAUCAAUCGCAAUCCCAAUCUCACUCGCAACCUCCAUCGCGUUCUUCCUUCUCCCCAACCAACGGCACCCACCCGCGGCCUCAAUUCGCGAACAAUUCAUACCAUCCGCCAACGCCUGCUCCUGCUCCUGCUCCUGCUCCUCUGCAGAUGCCGAUGUCGAUGCCAGGCGCUUCUCACAUCCCUGGCCAUCCUACUUCGCCCAUGCCCUUGGCCUCGACGACGCCAUCAGCGACAUAUCACAACGAUUAUCAGCCCCAAGCCCAAACCCAACCCGCCGCACGCGACAAACCCGUCAGUAACUAUUACGAUCCGACUUCGGAUUCGGGCGAGAGACGGCCUUCGGAGGGCAACGUCCAGGCCCAGACACCCCAGAACCGAGACCCAUACACCUUCCCACCGCCCUCGGCGGAUGCACCGAAAUACUAUAACGGGUCACAUACAUCGCCGGUAUCCAGCACCUUCCCACCGCCAUCACCCAUCUCGCAUUCCCAUCCCCAAGGUCGGCCAGUAUCCCAAUCGCCGAGCGCGGCCGCGAUGGCCUCACCAGUCGCAAGGCAGAAUGGAGUGGCUAUGGCAGGGCCGUCGCUGAAGCAAGAGCCAGCUGUCCCUACAACGGUUCGCGUCUCUCACCCCAGACCUCCCAAAAUUUCCCACUUACGAGGUUCGCAGACUCCCAGUAGAACAGCAGAUCCAAUGUCAUUCUCGAGUAUUCUCUCGAGUGCCGAACCUCCCCCUAAGCCCACCCUGACCCCUACCGUCACGAAAGGUCGAAAGCCAUCAAAACAACCAUUGCCUCCACCUCCUGCCCCAGAAUCGAUGUCGCGAGAGAGCUCUCAGCAGUCAACGGCCCCUCCGGCACCCACCCCUAUCGCGUCUCGAAUACCCGCAAAGCGAAAGGCCAACGGCGAAGCCAAGAAAAAUUCUCCAAAGCCUAAAGUAUUGAAGGAGCAAGAAAAGGAGAUAGCUGCUCUGGCGGCCCAGCUUGAUGCAGAGGCUAGUGAUGCCGAUAUGCCUGAUUAUGAGGUGGACAAGAAGCUCUUCCAAGCACGGGGCCUAAAACGGAAGCUUGACGUGGAAAAGGCCGAGCUGGGUAAAGUCAAACAGCGGCGGAGGAAUUUCACGCAAGCGAUGGCCGGCAAGCUUACUCGACAUGCGCUUUUGGGCGAGCAGCGAUACAGAGAUAUCCACGCCGAUGCGGCCGUUACAGCUGUACAGGAGAAAGAAGUUCAGGCCGAGAAGGAGCGGAAGAAGGACAUGCAGAGGAAGCGUCGCCGGGAAAAGACCAUUACCACCAACAUGGAGCAGAAGCAGCUGGCACUGGCAAAGGCCCAGGAAGCGCGGGAUGAAGAAGAGAGACAGAAGUUCAUCCGCGAGGCGCUGAGAGCUGAGAAGAAGGCUCAACAGACCAAGCUCAUUCUCCAAAGGGGUGACAAGCGACUAGACAUGAAAGCUGGCUCGCCCCUCGAGCCCAACCUAUCUGGUGGCAUGAUGUCUACAUUCCCAACUGCAGACGCCGAAGCCCAACCGCCGAAAACGAAGUCGAAGCGCGGUGGUGCUCGAUUACGAAAAUCCAAAGAACAGAAGCAAGCCGAGAAGGAUUCCGCUGAAGCUGCCCAGGCUGCUAUCGACGCUGGGGAAGAGCCUCCACCACCUCCCCCAGUAAAAGACGAGCCUCCAACCAAGAUCAGACUCAAGGUUAAAGAACCAAAGGAACCUAAAGAGGAGCCCCCUGCCUUUGAGCCUUACGUUUCAAAGGGCUAUAACCAAAUAUAUGAUCAGAUAUGGCGGGAUCUUGCUCGGAAAGACGUCAACAAAGUCUACAAACUCGCAGCAGAAUCCUAUGCCACAAGAGUAUCGAAUUUGAAGAAGACUGCUAUCCUGGCCUCGAAAGAAGCCAAGCGUUGGCAACUCCGAACAAAUAAGGGCACCAAGGACCUCCAGGCUAGAGCAAAGCGUGUCAUGCGUGAGAUGAUGUCGUUCUGGAAAAGGAACGAACGUGAAGAACGCGACCUUCGACGAGCAGCUGAGAAGCAGGAGAUCGAGAAUGCCAAGAAAGCAGAGGCUGAUCGAGAAGCCAAUAGGCAGAAGAGGAAACUCAACUUUCUUAUCUCUCAGACCGAGCUAUACUCCCAUUUCAUUGGAAAGAAGAUCAAAACGGAUGAGGUCGAACGGUCAACGGAUCAUCCCGAUGUCGCUGCCGCUGCUGGAGCUACGCCUGGACACCCGAAAGGGCCGACUAUCGAUGUUUCCCAUGGCACCGUGGGUGCCAAGGUCACUAAUUUUGAGGAUCUGGAUUUCGACGCCGAGGACGAAUCUGCUCUGACAGCUGCUGCAAUGGCCAAUGCCCAGAACGCCAUCCAAGAGGCCCAAAACAAGGCCAGAGCAUUCAACAAACAAGAUGAGGGCCCGGAUAUGGACGAGGAAGGCGAGAUGAAUUUCCAAAACCCUGCAGGGAUGGGCGAUGUUGAUAUCGAACAACCCAAGAUGCUUCAGGCCCAACUCAAAGAGUACCAACUCAAGGGUCUCAAUUGGCUGGUCAACUUGUACGAGCAGGGCAUCAACGGUAUUUUGGCCGAUGAGAUGGGCUUGGGUAAGACUGUUCAGUCUAUCUCGGUCAUGGCCUAUCUUGCGGAAAAGCACGGGAUCUGGGGGCCUUUCCUCGUGGUUGCACCAGCUUCGACCCUUCACAAUUGGCAACAAGAGAUUGCUAAAUUCGUCCCAACUCUCAAGGUCUUGCCUUAUUGGGGCACAGCUGCGGAUCGAAAAGUUCUGCGAAAAUUUUGGGAUAGAAAGCACAUCACGUACACGCAAGAUGCUCCUUUCCAUGUCCUGGUCACAUCAUACCAACUCGUCGUCUCUGAUGUCAACUACUUCCAGAAGAUGAAGUGGCAGUAUAUGAUUCUUGACGAGGCACAGGCAAUCAAGAGCUCCCAAAGUUCGAGAUGGAAGAGUUUACUUGGGUUCCACUGCCGCAAUCGUCUGUUGCUUACCGGUACCCCGAUUCAAAACAAUAUGCAAGAGCUGUGGGCCCUCCUUCAUUUCAUCAUGCCAAGUUUGUUCGACUCUCAUGAUGAGUUCAGCGAGUGGUUCUCCAAGGAUAUCGAAAGUCAUGCUCAGAGUAACACGAAACUCAAUGAAGAUCAACUCAAGCGGCUACACAUGAUCCUGAAGCCGUUUAUGCUUCGUCGUGUCAAGAAGCAUGUUCAAAAGGAGCUUGGUGAUAAGAUCGAGCUUGAUAUCUUCUGCGACCUGACUUAUCGUCAACGGGCCUAUUACACGAACCUCCGUAACCAGAUUAGUAUUAUGGAUCUUAUCGAGAAGGCGACCGUUGGAGACGAUAAUGACACCGGCACGCUCAUGAAUUUGGUCAUGCAAUUCCGCAAAGUCUGCAAUCAUCCUGACCUUUUCCAGAGGGCUGAAACUACGUCGCCCUUCUCUUUUGGCUAUUUUGCCGAGACGGCAUCCUUCAUGCGCGAGGGCCCUAAUAUUAAUGUGGGCUACUCGACCAGGAACCUGAUUGAGUAUUGUUUGCCAAAGUUGAUCUGGAGAGAAGGUGGUAGACUCGAUUUGCCUGGAGACGACAAUGAGAAGGCAGGCUUCAAUAGCCGAUAUCUGGAACAAUUGAUGAAUGUCUGGAACCCCGAAAAUAUUCUCGAGAAUGCAGACGGGAACGGUGCUUUCUCUUGGCUGAAGUUUUCGGAUACAUCUGCAAAGGAAGUGUCCGCGGCGGGCCGCAAAAGCGUCUUUAAUCGUGCUGUAGAACUUGCCCAAAAACCCCGUCGACUUGACACCUUGAAUGUCAUUUAUGACGAGGAGGAGGAGAAGAACUUUACCCCGUCCCAUGCCAUGCUUCGCAUUGUCGAUCGCCAAGAGCGCAAGGCGCUUGCUGAGGUCACAAAUGAGGGCUACCUCAAUAAGCUUUUCAAUGUUGCCAAGACUUCCUGGGCGAACUCUGGAGUUGGCCGACUUGAGCAAUGUGGUCGACCUGCGGCUUCUGCACCUCCAAUCGAGGUCUUUUGCUCCAGUCCGGGGGCUAUCAUUGAGAAGGAAAAUCUCAUGUUCAACAUGCCUGUGCGAAGAGCGCUCUACGGUCCUUCGCCUGUAGAGGAGAAGGCUUUGGUCACGGCGAAGAUACCGCCAACCUUCUAUCCACCCACCAAGAUGCUCCCAGCGCCGACCUCCGAGAAGCAACGCUUCACCAAUAUUCUUGUGCCUUCGAUGCGACGCUUCGUCACUGAUUCCGGCAAACUGGCUAAGCUUGAUGAACUUCUGUUCAAACUUAAGGAAGGUGGUCACCGAGUAUUGCUCUAUUUCCAAAUGACGCGCAUGAUCGACUUGAUGGAAGAGUAUCUCACAUACCGCAACUACAAAUAUCUCCGUCUCGACGGUUCUACUAAGCUGGAAGAUCGAAGAGAUACGGUCCAUGAUUUCCAGACUAGACCUGAGAUUUUCAUAUUCCUGCUGAGUACGAGAGCUGGAGGUUUGGGAAUCAACUUGACCAGUGCAGACACUGUCAUCUUCUACGACUCCGACUGGAAUCCAACCAUUGAUUCUCAGGCUAUGGACAGAGCCCAUCGUCUCGGACAAACCAGGCAGGUUACUGUGUACCGUAUGAUUACUCGCGGUACAAUCGAAGAGCGUAUCAGGAAGCGUGCCCUCCAGAAGGAAGAGGUGCAAAAGGUUGUUAUGACCGGUGGUGCUGGUGUCGACUUCAACACGAGGAGCAAGGAGAACCGUACCAAGGAUAUCGCCAUGUGGCUCGUCGAUGAUGACGAGGCUGCUGAGAUUGAACGAAAAGAGGCCGAACUCGCUGCUCAAGAGGCUAAGGAGCCAGUAGUUGGCAAGAAAGGCAAAGGCAGAAAGCGUAAGGCAGAAACCGGAGGGAGCUUAGAGGAUUUGUAUCAUGAAGGGGAAGGUCAUUUUGACGACGGUUCCAAUAGACCAUCCGGAGCUGCGACUCCUAUCCCAGGGUCAGGCGACGCCGCUUUGGGAGCUAAGGGAAAGAAGCCCCGUAAAGCUGGCGGAAAGAAAGCCAAGACAGCGAAGCAAAGACUCGCGAUGGCCGAUGGGGAUGUGGACAUGGGCUAA
Venustampulla echinocandica is the source of this 5250-nucleotide messenger RNA. RefSeq names its product p-loop containing nucleoside triphosphate hydrolase. Bases 1 to 5250 code for a protein of 1749 amino acids. The transcript is spliced from 3 exons. Gene Ontology annotation, molecular function: DNA binding; histone binding; ATP hydrolysis activity. The record is from RefSeq and is a predicted model, not a curated record. Gene Ontology annotation, biological process: chromatin remodeling; DNA repair; DNA-templated transcription. Lineage: Eukaryota; Fungi; Ascomycota; Leotiomycetes; Helotiales; Pleuroascaceae. Gene Ontology annotation, cellular component: Ino80 complex; nucleus.